AUGUUUGGUAAUUCAAUUGGUCAUAUUAAAGGUUAUGAUCCAGAUUUAGGUAUAAAUGGUACAAUUCUAUAUAAUUUAAUGAUAACAACUUCACAUAUAAAACAAUCAUUAUUUUAUUUAGAUAAUAAUUCUGGUGAAUUAUUUGUUAAUACUAAUCAAUUAAUUGAUUAUUGUGGUAAAAUUAUUACAUUAUUAAUAAUUAUUGAUGAUCAAGGUCCAAAAAUCAAUAAACAUUCAACAAUUGAACGUUUAUUGAUUCAAUUAGAUGAUAUACCAAUAAAAAUGAAAUCAUCCAUAGAAUAUAAUCAACAAUUUAAACAAAAAUGGAGAAUAAAUUCUAAUGGUAUAUCAAAUUUAAAUGUAUUAACUAAUACUCAUAAUAAUAUGAAUAGUACAUUUACAAUUAAAACUAUGCUUAGUAUUACACUUGGAAGUUCAACUAUCUUUUUAAUUGGAUUAUUAAUGACAUCAAUUAUAUUAAUGAUUUAUAAUAAAUCAAAACAUAGAAAAUCUUUUUUACAUUAA
Messenger RNA from Schistosoma mattheei, 525 nucleotides. The record is from the annotation of a GenBank genome assembly. NCBI's taxonomy places the organism in Eukaryota, Metazoa, Platyhelminthes, Trematoda, Strigeidida, Schistosomatidae.